GUCUCCUGUCAGACAGACAGACAGACAGCAGCUGUCUCCUGUCAGGCCGCUCAGCAGCGGCUCUGAUCUGAUCUGAAAGCAGUUAUCACAGUUUGGGACGUUUCCUUCAGACCUUCAUGUUGAAACAUCUCGUCCCGUCUGUUCGCUGAGCCGCUCCGCCACACAGACGCUCCGCCGCCGUUUCAAAGUGCUGAUUUUGGUAAAUGACUAUAAUUACUCCUCCUGCGCGGCGGCCCGAGUCCCAGCGGCGCCGGGCUCGCCGCUUGAUUGACAGCUCUAUUUUUAAGCCUUCCCGUGGACAGCGGGGCGCGGAGCGGGAGGGGAACGGGACGUGACGGCUGCUGAGGAGAUGAUGGACGGUUUGUCUCCGACGCUCCGCUCGUCCUGCCGGGAGGCCUCGGAGCAAGGCACCGACCGCCAGCAUCGAGCCCAGACGGACUCUGCUGGUCUGGGCCCCCCCUGUUCAGAUGUCAUUAUAGACUGGAGGUCUUCACAGGUCCACGAGACUCCUAGAAACAAAGACCCGACCCAGGACCCGAAUUGGGCCGAGUCCAAAUUACAAUAAGUGGAUCUGGUCCAGCAGGUCUCAGGUCUGUGUGUCAGUGUGUCCUCAGGCCCCUUCUGGAUCAGGUCUAAUUAACCUCAGUUCUGGUUUCAGACUGGGUCUGACUGUGCUUGGGUCCCUUGUAGAUCGGGUCUAGUUAUCUUUGGGUCUAUUUUGGACCGGGUCUUACCAGCCUCACGUUCCCUCUCGGACCAGGUCUGGUGAUCUACCCUCUGGUCCGUAUUUAAGUGCAGUACUUGAGUAAAGUUCCUGCAGGUCAGACUGACCCGCUGCCUGACUCGGGUCCUGAUCCCGGACCCGCAGAGACGGAAUGAACCCUGCUUCAGUUCAUUCUGGAACAAACAGUUUCAGCCUGAGACCUGAACCUGCAGAGUCCAUGUGGACCCUGACUGACUCCCUCAGCUUUGCUCUUUUUGUUUGUUUGUUUCCAACAAGAAGAAUUACUCAGAGUUAGAACUCAUGUGUUUAUAUGUGAGUUUUGAAAAUAUUUCCUGUCGCUGUGUGAACAAAAAACUUUCAAAAUAAGAAGUGAAGCUACUGCGCAUGUCCACUAAAUCAGCUGUGAAGGAGGCGGGGCUUCCGUGACGAACCAGGAAGAGUUCCCCACGCGCGUUGGUGAUCUUCCACGGUGUGUUGGUGAUGACGUCAUCAGCAGAGGACCAGCUGUGCCUGAACAUCAGCAGCAGUUUCUCCUCCUCUUCAUCAUCCAGGAGGAAGCCUCUGACUGCUCAGCAGAGAUGGGCCACAAAGAAGCAGCGAGCAGAGAAGAGGAGGCUCAGCUCCUCAGAGGAGCAGAGGAGACGGCAGCUCAGUGACACAGCAGAGGAGGAGGAGCCGGAGGCUGAAGCCCCUCCUCCCGCAGACACUCAGUCUCCAGCCACUGAGCAGGCACCACCGAAGAAGAAGACGAAGACGAAGGAGAAGGAUGGAGCGAAGGAAACAGGAAGGAGCAGCAUCAAGACCUCCUCCCUGUUCAAACACAACCCAGAUAUCCCCGAGAUCCACAGGCCUGUUGUCUCUCAGUUAAAGGAGAAGAUUUUCACCAGUGACUCAUUUUCAGACCUGGACCUGCACCCACACCUGGUGGCCACACUGAACAAAGUCCUGAAUGUUUCCACAGUGACCAGUGUUCAGAAACAGACUAUUCCAGUUCUUCUGUCGGGACGAGACGCCGUAGUUCGAUCUCAGACGGGCUCAGGUAAGACCCUGUCCUACGCCGUCCCCCUGGUUCAGAGUCUGCAGGCGGUUCGGCCGAAGGUCAGCAGGUCCGACGGUCCUCUGGCCGUCAUCAUCGUCCCGACCAGAGAGCUCGCCCAGCAGACGUUUCAGACCUUCCAGAAGCUUCUGAAGCCGUUUACCUGGAUCGUCCCGGGCGUCCUGAUGGGAGGAGAGAAGAGGAAAGCAGAGAAGGCCAGGCUACGUAAAGGCAUCAACAUCCUGGUUUCAACCCCAGGACGUCUGGUGGAUCACAUCAAGAACACUCUGAGCAUCGCCUUCAGUGCUGUUCGCUGGCUGAUCCUGGACGAGGCCGACCGGACGUUGGACCUGGGUUUUGAGAAGGAUCUGACCGUCAUAUUAAACAGUCUGAACUCUACAGGACCGAGCAGACAGAACGUCCUGCUGUCGGCUACACUGACUCACGGUGUGACUCGGUUAGCGGAUGUUUGUCUUAACGACCCAGUCAACGUCCACGUGUCUGGCCCCGCCUCCUCUGACCUCACUACCAGCUCUACCGUGACCUCUGACCCCAGCACAGCCAGCCAAUCAGAGAGCUUUGCUGUACCAGAGGCUCUGAAGCAGUUUGUGGUGGUGGUUCCCAGUAAGAUCAGACUGGUCUGUCUGGCUGCUUUCAUACUGGACAAAUGCAAGUUUUCUCAGAACAACAAACUCAUCGUCUUCGUCUCGAGCUGCGAGGCCGUCGAGUUCCUCCACUCUCUCUUCACCUCCGUCCUCUCUGGGCCCUCGACCAAUCAAAAGCCUCAGCUCAGCUUCCUGCGUCUCCAUGGCAACAUGAAACAGGAGGAGCGCUCAGAGGUCUUCCAGCAGUUUGCAGUGUCUCAGUCUGGAGUCCUGCUGUGUACGGAUGUAGCAGCCAGAGGUCUGGACCUUCCUCAGGUCACCUGGAUCGUUCAGUACACUCCUCCGUCGGCAGCAGCAGAGUACGUUCAUCGUGUCGGUCGGACGGCUCGUAUCGGAGGAAGAGGAAGCAGCCUCAUCUUCCUCACUCCCGCUGAGACCGCCUUCAUCACCGAGCUGGCCAAUCACAACAUCAGCCUAUCAGAGAUGAAGCUGCUGGACAUCCUGUCCAGUCUGAUGAUGGAUGACACCUACAAGGGGCGGGGCAAAUACCACAGCAAGUCUGUGGUGAAUAACCGGCGGCCGUCUCUCUGGCAGAGCUCGUCCGGCGCUCUGCAGCAGGAGACCCGGGAGCGAGCCACCGUCCUGCAGACGGAGUUCGAGAACGCGGUUCACUCAGACGCUCAGUCGUUACAGGCCGCCAAGAAAGCGCUGCAGUCCUUCCUGCGGGCGUACACCACCUACCCCGCUCACCUCAAACACAUCUUCCACAUCCGCUCGCUCCACCUGGGACACACCGCCAAGAGCUUCGGCCUCAGAGACGCUCCGCAGGGCCUGAGCGCCGCCGCGGGCCCCGCGGGCCCCGGGGCCAACAACCACAACAAGUACAAGAACCACAACAAGAACCGGAACCAGGCCGGGAGUCCGGUCAAGAACCGGAACCAGGCCAGGGGCAGCCAGACUGCAGGACAGGGCAGACCUGGAGAAAAGAGGUUUCCUCCUGGGCAGAGGGAGGCCAGUCUGAUUCGCUCUGAGUUCUCCAGCGGGCUGGAGGGAGGAGACGCCAAGAAGAAGAAAAAAAAGAAGCCGUCAGGAGAGGAGGAGGAGGAGUAAUGAGGAGGUGCAGCAGCUGGAGUGCCCAUGAGCAAAGCGACAACCUGCAGCUGCGCGACGACGUCUCGCUGUUAGAAAGACGUUUAGUUCUCAGUCGAGUCCGUUAGACGACAAUCUGGCAGAACUAGCACAGAAACUUCUCCGUGUUGAAACGUAACGGAGCCGAAGACUGAACGUGUUUUUCUGAUGUUUGUUUUGUUUCAUUUCCCACAAAUUCAGAAUCAUGUGAUCAGGAUGUUUGCGUGCUUAUUUGUAUGAUACUCAAAUAUAAAUAACAUGUAUUUCUACAGCUGGAUGUCUUUGGUGAAGCAGUGAAAAGAUUUAUUUUUCUUUGUUGGAAAAUAAAAUUGCAUUUUUACUCUUGAA
This is a messenger RNA of Siniperca chuatsi (mandarin fish), 3841 nucleotides long. It is a transcript of the gene ddx31, whose product is annotated as DEAD (Asp-Glu-Ala-Asp) box polypeptide 31. Gene Ontology annotation, biological process: ribosome biogenesis. Gene Ontology annotation, molecular function: RNA helicase activity; nucleic acid binding; ATP binding. The transcript has 21 exons. Bases 1205 to 3475 code for a protein of 756 amino acids. The record is from RefSeq and is a predicted model, not a curated record. Lineage: Eukaryota; Metazoa; Chordata; Actinopteri; Centrarchiformes; Sinipercidae. Gene Ontology annotation, cellular component: nucleus.